AUUUCAGUAUUUCUCAGCUGACAAAAAAAAAAUAAUUCAGUAUUUCUCAUAAAAUAUUAAAGAAAAAAAAAACCUGGAAAAGAGUGAAUGGACGAUUCGACUUCGUUUUGAUAUUCUCAAACUUCUCGAAGAACCGGCGAUGGACGCCGACGGAGAAACCAUGGCGACGACGAGGACAAGAGAGGAAAUUGACAAAGACGCAGAGGAGAAUCGGAAAGAAGCGUUAUUAGCGUCAACAGAAUCCCUUCAACCUAAUUUCAAUCGAUCCAGCGUCACUGAGAAACAGAUUUCGAAAUUACAGGAGCUACACAAGAGACGUAUGCAGAUAAAAGCGAGUUCAAAGAUCCAUAAGAAAUCCAAAGGAAGCAAGAAUUCUCAGAGCAGAGCAAUUAAAGAUGGCGAAAGCUCUAAGAAAUUGAAGGAAUCAACUUCUUCUACUACUACCUUAGAACGGCAUCAUCAUAAGACAGUACCAAUGAUUCCACAAAAGCUGUAUUGGGGGCUAGAUACUAAAGAAAGGUGGGAAAGGAAAGCCAACAUGUAGUGAUGAAUCGAUUUCUCGUUACUGAUAACUUAGUCCAUUGUACAAGUUAUUCAAAAGAGCAAGAAGAGUAGAGAGAGAGAAAGACUGAAAGACUAACAAGAUCAGUGAUGAUGAAACAAAGUGGGUUUUGUUUUUCUGAUU
Eutrema salsugineum is the source of this 685-nucleotide messenger RNA. RefSeq lists its product as uncharacterized. NCBI's taxonomy places the organism in Eukaryota, Viridiplantae, Streptophyta, Magnoliopsida, Brassicales, Brassicaceae. The coding region runs from base 140 to 544 and encodes 134 amino acids. The transcript is spliced from 4 exons. The record is from RefSeq and is a predicted model, not a curated record.